This is a messenger RNA of Paramecium sonneborni, 834 nucleotides long. Lineage: Eukaryota; Ciliophora; Oligohymenophorea; Peniculida; Parameciidae. The record is from the annotation of a GenBank genome assembly.
AUGAGACAAAUUUAACUGUUAAAAUAACUAAUGUAACUAAAACAGGAUUUAAUUAAACAGAUUGGGAAUUUAUCAAAGCUAAUUCAAAUAGUAACAUUACAUAAAGAUUUAAAGAUGCUUCUUUCUAUCUUGAAAAUAAAAUUUUUAAUAGGAUUGUUUUUGUCAAUGCUUUCUGCUUUGAAAAAGAAAAUCUAACAUUAAUUGUGUAAAAUGAUACAAAUAUUUUUAAGUUUCAAAAAUGUGACUUACGAAAUAGAAACAGAAUAAAAGAUAUAAGAAUAAGUAAAUUCUGUUAAGAUGAAAAUGAUCCAAGAGGUGUAAAUCUAUAUUGGAAUAUCUUUACUUUUAGUAAUAUUGACAACUAGUUUUAUAAGAUGUUUAUCUGCACCUUUAUUAAAUUUAAUUUAACUAAUUAAUAUUCAUGUUCGAAAAAUAGGAAACAAUUUAGAUUCAGAAUUAUUUAAAAUGUCUCUUAAAACAAAAAAGUAAACAGAUGUUUUUUCAUCACUUACUUAUUCAUUUUUAGGCUUAAGAGAUUUGCAGACAAGACGAUCAGAAAAUAAAAAUUAAACUUGUUAAUAAAUUGAAGAUAUUAAAUACAAUUUUAAUUAUUAAGAAAUUGAUUGCUCCAAAAUUAAAGAAUAAAUUUUACAUCUCCCUGGAUUAGAGGCUUCUGAAAUUUUUAAAAAAAUUAAUUCAUUUUAAAAACCACUACUUUUAAGAAGUUUUUCACAAAAAAAAUUAUGGAUUAGCACUUGCGAUGAAACAUUAUACAGAUUAAUCCUCAUAAAAUAAAUAUUUUAGCAGCUUUUUUAAAAGAAUAGUAUUCUUUGA